GUCUUUUGGACGUUUAGUCAACUGGCAGUCAGCAAUAGUGAAAGAAGUGAAAUUCUCCUUUAAAAUAUAGAAUAUUUUUAAAUACGAAAUAUCGUAGCAGAAGAAAAGACAACAAAGAAUUUCAAAAAUAUAGUGACAGCUCGAAAAUUCUUUUGGAAAAAUAUUUUCGAAAUUUUGUGUGAAAAAUAAGUUGUUUUAAUUAGUGGAGUUCGUGCAAACUUUUAACGUUAUUUAUAAAUUUUAAUACACAGACACAUAAAUAUACGUCAAUAAAUAAUAAAAUAUACUUAAGACAUUCAAAAGACUCAAAAUCUUCUUUAAGAAAAACAAGCAUAUCAACUAAAAAAUUAAUUAAUUAAAUUAAGCAAAAAUGCAAGUCUUACUGCCCGAACCAAAUUUGCCACCGACAUUACCGCAGGCGGUAGGCGACAAGCUGAAAAUCGUCGAUGAGAUUCAAAGCCUGCUGGAGGCAGCUAACGUUGGCAGCAACAGCUUAGCCAGUGAUGGAAAUAAAGAAAAUGUUGAAGAACUGAAAAGUGACAACAAAACCAGAAAUGCUACUAAACUUGACGACGACAAUAACAACAGUGAUAAGAGCAAUUUGAAUGUGAGCGACAACACUGUGGCAAG
Molecule: messenger RNA, 630 nt
Organism: Bactrocera oleae (olive fruit fly)
Lineage: Eukaryota; Metazoa; Arthropoda; Insecta; Diptera; Tephritidae
Source: RefSeq, a predicted model, not a curated record